This is a messenger RNA of Amphimedon queenslandica, 1543 nucleotides long. Its product is annotated as glycine amidinotransferase, mitochondrial-like. Gene Ontology annotation, biological process: creatine biosynthetic process. Gene Ontology annotation, molecular function: glycine amidinotransferase activity. Gene Ontology annotation, cellular component: mitochondrial intermembrane space. The transcript is spliced from 6 exons. NCBI's taxonomy places the organism in Eukaryota, Metazoa, Porifera, Demospongiae, Haplosclerida, Niphatidae. Bases 156 to 1397 code for a protein of 413 amino acids. The record is from RefSeq and is a predicted model, not a curated record.
CUCCUCUCUUUGCUGCCUAAAGUGGGUGGGUGUAUGUGAAGACUGUUUUCCUGCUGUCCUUCUCUCCUUUUACUUUGUCUUUGUGACUCCUCCUCGCAUGAGAAAGAAUUUGAAACUGCAGUACCUCCUCCAGCAAUCGCACAGAUACGCAGACCAUGUUACUGACCAGGAUAUUCUUGGGCGGGUGUCGAGGAAGAGAGGCCUCAAGGAUAAAGCCACUAGUUAAUGGAUGCCGUCUAUUAUGUAAUGUAAGAGCUACUGCACCUUUAACAAUGGAAGCUCCUCCUCCUCCUCCAGCAGAGAAAAAACCGUUAGUAUCUCCAGUCUCCUCUUUUAAUGAGUGGGAUCCGUUGGAAGAGGUCAUAGUUGGACGAGUUGAAGGGGCUCAUGUUCCUCCGUUUACUGUUGAAGUGAAGGCAAACACUUACGAGAAGUACUGGGACUUUUACACCAAGAACUCUGGGACACCCUUUCCACAGGAACACAUGAGGAAAGCAGCUGCUGAAAUUGAGGAACUGUGCCGUGUACUCGAGGGAGAAGGAGUUAAAGUUAGGAGACCAGACCUUCUUGAUUACAGCCUUCAAUACACCACUCCAGACUUCUCCUCCACUGGUAUGUACUCUGCCAUGCCGAGGGAUAUACUCAUUGUCAUUGGCACUGAGAUCAUAGAGGCCCCGAUGGCCUGGAGGGCUAGGUUCUUUGAGUAUCGGGCCUACCGGUCCUUAAUGAAGGAGUAUUUCCGUGCUGGAGCUAAGUGGACGACAGCUCCUAAGCCAUUGAUGAGUGAUGAGCUGUACGACCAGGAGUACCCUAUGAAGAGCGUACAGGACAGGCACAGGUUAGCAGCUGAGGGAAAGUUUGUGACGACAGAGUUUGAGCCGUGCUUUGAUGCAGCUGACUUCAUAAGAGCUGGGAGGGACAUCUUUGUACAGAGGAGCCAGGUUACCAAUCACAUGGGUAUUGAAUGGAUGAGGCGUCACUUAGGUGAUGAGUACAGGGUCCAUGAGGUAUCGUUCAAGGAUCCUAACCCAAUGCAUAUUGACGCUACCUUCAACAUCAUUGGACCUGGUCUGGUUAUUGCUAAUCCUGAUAGACCUUGCAACCAAAUUGACAUGUUCAGGAAAGCUGGUUGGAAGAUAGUGACAGCUCCUCAGCCAGUAGUGUCUGAUUCAUGGCCGCUGUGGAUGUCAUCAAAAUGGCUCUCAAUGAAUGUCCUCAUGAUUGAUGAGAAGAGAGUAGUGGUUGAAACUGAUGAGAUACCAAUACAGAAGAUGUUUGAGAAACUGGGCAUUAAAUGCAUCAAGGUGUCAAUACGUCAUGCUAACUCUCUUGGUGGUGGGUUCCAUUGCUGGACCACUGACAUUAGAAGAAGAGGGACACUAGAGUCUUACCUCUAACUACCUGAAGACACUAAACUAAAGAACACACACACACACACACUCACAGCUACUAGAGAUAUUAAUAGUACAUUAUAGUAUAGUAUAGUGCUGUAUUAGUCAUAGCUGGACUUUGUGGCUAAUUUUAUAGAAUAGAUUUGCAAUAA